AUGCGAUCAGGAGAUGAAAAUUCUCAACUCUAUUCGAAUACUUGUUCCGGUCAAUCAAAUAAUAAUGAUCUUUCAUGUGCUAAAUGUACAGCAUUUUCCUCAACACAAUUCAAAGAGGAAAUGAUUAAUAGAUAUUAUACUCCUGAACAAGCAAAGAUAAGACAAGAUAUUUAUGAUUUGGUUAAGGAUAAUCCACUCUUUGAAAGAAAAUACGGACUUUCAAAAGAACAAGAAAGACAAUUGACUCAUGAUCGUGCUGUGUAUAUUAUUCAGAAAUUGAGACCUUUUGAACUUGAACAUUUUAGAACUGAUCCAAAGAGAUUCUUUACUUUUUUAGAUACUGUUAAUAAUAUUGAUUUUGGAGUUGCUGGAAGAAGUAUGAUUCAUUUUGGGUUGUUUGGUGGAUCUGUUCUUUAUUUUGGAACUGAAAAGCAUAAACAAUUCCAAGAUAGAAUUGUUAAUGAUUUUGGAAAGAUUUUUGGCAUGUUCUGUAUGAGUGAAAUUGGACAUGCUUCAAAUGUACAACAAAUUGAAACACUGGCAAUUUAUGAUCAUCAAUCCAAGACAAUUAAUAUUCGUACACCAAGUGAUUCUGCUGUUAAGGUUUGGAGUGGAGGUGCUGCUCAAUUUGCUCAGUGGGCUGUUGUGUUUGCUCAAUUGGUUGUUGAUAAGAAGUGUGGAGUUCAUGCAUUCUUAGUUCCAAUUAGAUCUGAAAAGGAUCAUUCAGUACUUCCUGGUAUUAGAAUCAGAGAUUUGGGAUCCAAGAUUGGACUCAACUGUUUAGAUAAUGGAAGAGUUUGGUUUGAUGUUAAAAUCUCAAAAGACUUGAUGCUCGAUAGAUUUGGAACCAUUGAUGAAAAUGGUCAAUAUAAGACAUCAAUUCCAGAUGAAAGUGUCAGAUUCUUAGCUCACGUUCAAGCAUUGCUCAUUGGUAGAAUCAUGACUGCCAGUUCAAGUUUGAAUGCUCUUAAAAUGGCUCUCGAAAUCACUUUGAAGUAUGCAGUUCACAGAAGGCAAUUUGGCCCAACUAAUUCAGGAGAGGAAUUGCAAAUUAUCAAUUAUCUCAGUUAUCAAAGAAGAUUGUACCCAUACCUUGCAUUUUCCUUUGUCGCUCACUUCUCUGUUGAGGAUUUGAAGAGAAAGUAUGAAACAAAUUCUGACUCCAAGAUGAUCCACACAUUGGCUAGUUGUCUCAAAGCCAAAUGUAGUGAUAUCUCAUUGCUAGGUUGUCAAGAAUGUAGAAAAUCCAGUGGUGCUCAAGGUUUCCUCAGUGCAAAUAGAAUUGGUGAAAUGAGAGAUAUUGCCGAUGCCUCAAUUACAUAUGAGGGAGACAAUAAUGUUCUCUAUCAAACAGCUUCUAGAAACUUGGUUAGAAGA
Naegleria gruberi is the source of this 1377-nucleotide messenger RNA. RefSeq names its product acyl-CoA oxidase-like protein. Lineage: Eukaryota; Heterolobosea; Eutetramitea; Acrasida; Naegleriidae. Gene Ontology annotation, molecular function: fatty acid binding; acyl-CoA oxidase activity; FAD binding. Gene Ontology annotation, cellular component: peroxisome. The annotation marks the transcript as partial. Gene Ontology annotation, biological process: fatty acid beta-oxidation using acyl-CoA oxidase; lipid homeostasis. The transcript has a single exon. The record is from RefSeq and is a predicted model, not a curated record.